Folsomia candida is the source of this 2524-nucleotide messenger RNA. Its product is annotated as ATM1-type heavy metal exporter. The coding region runs from base 125 to 2434 and encodes 769 amino acids. Gene Ontology annotation, cellular component: membrane. Gene Ontology annotation, molecular function: ATP binding; ATP hydrolysis activity; ABC-type transporter activity. The transcript is spliced from 10 exons. Gene Ontology annotation, biological process: transmembrane transport. The record is from RefSeq and is a predicted model, not a curated record. Lineage: Eukaryota; Metazoa; Arthropoda; Collembola; Entomobryomorpha; Isotomidae.
GUCAACGUCAGGAAAAAGAGCUUGCUCUGCUAUACUCAUCCUUAUUUCUAAUUGUUCGCGAUCAUCCUUGAAUCAGGAGAAAAUGAUCUAAAAAAAAGUACCUAGCUUGCAGGCAGAUUAAACUAUGGAUCUUCAAGCUACAAAAAUAAAAUCGAAUAUUUCGAAACUUGUAGUUGGAGUUACUUCGAUCGUAUCACUAUUCGAAUUUUCCUUACUUCCGCAAUCAAACGAAAAUUCCAUCGACUUGACUCUAAUAUUUCAUCACAUUCAAUUCUUUUUCACUCUAGCGUUAGCCCUAAAAGUAUUUAGCAUCCCAUUUUUAUGUGAAAUUCUCGAAAUUGAGAAUGGAAAAAAUUCGGUAUCAUGGAUAAUUAGCUUAUUCGUAGUCCAAAAUGUAGUCGUUUUUUACAAGAUCCUUCAAAUCCUUUCCAUUUUUGGUAAUGAUCAAGCCACAUAUUUUGCAUAUUAUUAUGUCACACUCUUAAGCAGAUAUGUAUCCGUAGGAAUUUUAUUAUUGAAUGAACUAUACGGUGAAAGACUAGUUGAGGCUUAUCAGAAACUUGAGAUAAGAAAAUCAAUCGCACACGCAAUAAAAGUUAUAUCGCUUCUGAAGCCAUACUUUCUCCCGAAAAGUUAUAAGGCGAGAGUGUCGGCAGGAAUCUGUGUGCUUUUAGUACUCAUUGACCUCCCUGUGGACUUGCUCAAGCAAAUUUUGGACAAACAAAUCGUGGACUCGAUGACUUUCACCUCAUCUAGAACUAACAUCACCGACAAUGACACAAGCCACACAAAUGCCAAGCUCGAGCUGAAUAUGUCCAACUUUCGCUGGGAACUGCUCCUUCUCAUAGCCGUGUUAAAGUUGUCCUCAAGGUACGGGAUGACUCAUACUAUUCGCACCUACUUGUGGAGAAAUGUUGAAUCUGACUCUGAAGGCAGAUUGCAGGUCGAGAUUUACACCAAACUACAGCAUCAAAGUGUCCGAUGGCACUUGGAACAAGGGACAGGCGGUCGUCUCACCAAAUUGCAGUCGGCGUCUUCAUACUUUACCUACUUUUUGAAACAAAUGUUACUCAAAGUAAUUCCCGAGUGGUUGACCUUGUACGUCUCAAUAACCCACCUCACCGUUCGAUACCCAUGGAAGAUAACCUCCAUCGUCCUAGUCACCACGGGUUUCCUCGUGGUCGCCAAGUUUAUAAUGUCCACGUGGAAAACGAGCUUGGAAAAGAUAAACAAGAAGGAUUCCAAUGAAAAGAUGAAGAAAUCCGUGGAUGCCCUGCUCAACUAUGAGACCGUGAAAUACUUUUGCAAGGAGCGAUACGAAGUGGACAGGUUCAAGGAAGCAUUUCAGGAGUCGAAACUGCUCAAAUUUAAUUCUCACUUUGCCAAUACGAUGUCCUGGUUUUUGGAGAAUGUGGUUCGAAUGGUGGGUCAGACGGCAGCGAAAAUGUGGUGUUACUGGAUGGUACUGGGAGACUCGGAACUCACUCUGGGUGACUAUGUCAUGCUAGAAGCGUUCUUUUGGAGUACGUAUCAACCCUUCGACUCGAUGAGUUGGGUGUAUGAGUGGGGACAGAAAGUUAUAAUUAAUGCGGCCGACGUUGUGGAAUUAUUGGAACUCACCCCAGAAAUUUGCGAUGAUCCAAAUGCUCCUAAUUUAGAGGUCGCUGAGGGGGAGGUUAGAUUUGAAAAUGUGUCAUUUAGCUACGUGCCAGAGAGGGAAGUCCUGUCUGAGAUAAGCUUCAGGGUGGAAGCUGGGAAAACCAUGGCAUUAGUUGGUCCAACCGGCUCGGGCAAAUCGACCGUUAUGAAAUUGAUAUUUAGACUUUACAACUCGUCAUCUGGACGGAUUUUAAUUGAUAAUCAGGAUGUAACCAAAGUUACACAAGCUUCUCUACGGGGAGCAAUUGGAGUUGUUCCUCAAGAUUGUGUACUCUUCGAUGAUACGAUUACAAAUAAUAUCAAGUAUGGAAAGCCUACCGAUGAAAUGGAUCAAAUCACGGAAAAUGAUGUUCAACAUGCAGCAAAAUGUGCUUACAUCCAUGACGCAAUUUUAGAAUUUCCAGAUAAAUAUGACAGCAAGGUAGGAGAAAGGGGUUUGAAGCUCAGCGGCGGUGAGAAUCAGCGAAUAGCCAUUGCCAGAACUAUUCUGAAAAAUCCUCCAAUUCUCAUCCUCGACGAAGCCACAUCAGCCCUUGAUACAAAAACUGAACGAAAAAUUCAAUCCGUCCUCAAAAACAUUUGCAAAAAUCGGACGAGUCUGAUCGUGGCUCACAGACUGUCGACGAUAACGCAUGCCGACGAAAUUAUCGUUCUCAUGGGAGGGCGAAUAGUUGAGAGUGGAUCACAUGAAACUCUCCUGGCGAAAGGUGGGGAAUACGCGUCCAUGUGGAUGGAUCAGUUGGAGAAGAAAGACCAUGAAACAGCGAUUAGUUGAUCAAUGUGUGGCCAUCAUCAUGAAAUAAAUAUACAUUAAUUUUUGGAAACACGUUGAUUAAUAAACACGUUAAUAGUUAAUUACAAGUCA